Messenger RNA from Myodes glareolus (Bank vole), 1772 nucleotides. RefSeq names its product COP9 signalosome subunit 4 (gene Cops4). The record is from RefSeq and is a predicted model, not a curated record. Gene Ontology annotation, cellular component: COP9 signalosome; cytosol. NCBI's taxonomy places the organism in Eukaryota, Metazoa, Chordata, Mammalia, Rodentia, Cricetidae.
ACUCAACCCCGAGGGCGGAGCUAGUUCCGACUCCUAGACUUGGCGCUCUGGCCCGUAAAGGCUCGACUCUAUGGCUCCUCGGGUUCCCUCUGCCGCACUCUGGAGGACCACACUCGUUUUCUUUUCGGCUGCGCGAGGUCCCGCCCGCAGCCGGGGCUGAGCUGGAAGAAAGAUGGCGGCUGCCGUGCGCCAGGAUCUGGCCCAGCUUAUGAAUUCGAGUGGCUCUCAUAAAGAUUUGGCGGGCAAAUAUCGUCAGAUUCUGGAAAAAGCCAUUCAGUUGUCUGGGACAGAACAACUAGAAGCUUUGAAAGCGUUUGUGGAAGCGAUGGUGAAUGAGAACGUCAGUCUUGUGAUCUCACGGCAACUGCUGACAGAUUUCUGCACACACCUCCCUAACCUGCCAGAUAGCACAGCAAAGGAGAUCUAUCAUUUCACCUUGGAGAAGAUCCAGCCUCGAGUCAUUUCCUUUGAGGAACAGGUUGCUUCCAUAAGACAGCAUCUUGCAUCUAUUUAUGAGAAAGAAGAAGAUUGGAGGAAUGCAGCCCAAGUGUUGGUGGGGAUUCCUCUGGAAACAGGACAAAAACAAUACAAUGUAGACUACAAGUUGGAGACUUACCUGAAGAUUGCUAGACUGUAUCUGGAGGAUGAUGAUCCUGUUCAGGCUGAGGCUUACAUAAAUCGAGCAUCCCUGCUUCAGAACGAAUCCACGAAUGAACAGUUACAAAUACAUUAUAAGGUAUGUUAUGCACGUGUCCUUGAUUACAGAAGAAAAUUUAUUGAAGCUGCCCAAAGGUACAAUGAACUCUCUUACAAGACAAUAGUCCAUGAAAGUGAAAGACUAGAGGCCUUGAAGCAUGCUUUGCACUGCACCAUCUUAGCAUCAGCAGGACAGCAGCGUUCUCGGAUGCUGGCUACUCUUUUUAAGGAUGAACGGUGCCAACAACUUGCUGCAUAUGGAAUCCUAGAGAAAAUGUACCUAGAUAGAAUCAUCAGAGGGAACCAGCUUCAAGAAUUUGCUGCAAUGCUGAUGCCUCACCAAAAAGCAACUACAGCUGAUGGUUCCAGUAUCUUGGACAGAGCUGUUAUUGAGCAUAAUUUGUUGUCAGCAAGCAAAUUAUAUAACAAUAUCACCUUUGAAGAACUUGGAGCUCUUUUAGAGAUCCCUGCAGCUAAGGCAGAAAAGAUAGCAUCUCAAAUGAUAACAGAAGGACGUAUGAAUGGAUUUAUUGACCAGAUUGAUGGGAUAGUUCAUUUUGAAACACGAGAAGCCCUGCCAACGUGGGACAAACAGAUCCAAUCUCUUUGUUUCCAAGUAAACAACCUUCUGGAGAAGAUCAGUCAGACAGCCCCGGAGUGGACGGCUCAGGCCAUGGAGGCCCAGAUGGCCCAGUGAGGCCUUGUGGAGCUCUGUGCACGCCGCCUCGCUGCCACUGUGCGGGUGACUCCCCUGCCCCCCAAAGCAUUCGCAUCAUGACCUUCAUGUUUCAGUCCUUUUAUGCUGGAUCCCAUUUAAAAACGAUGCUAGAGCAGGAAGGUCAGCACUUAAACAUAGUAGUUCCCAUACGCUCUGGGUCUGUGUAUUAAACCAACUCAGAUAUUUUGAAAACUUGUUCUCUAAACAGAAGUGAAAGCGGCGUGAUGAAGAAGUUUGGAAUUUGUGAUCUUUGUAGUCAUGUAAAACUUAAGUGCUUUGUGCCUCUCCAAAUGUGGCUAUUCUAAUAAACGAAGCAAUGAACCAAAUAAAGGUGGUACUUUGUUUUUAUAGUUGAAAA